GUGCAGGCUAAACCAUUGAGUAUGACUAUGAGAGAGGCUAGGCCUACAUGUACACACCUAACCAGCUAACGUUAAAAAUUAGAAAACAGAUUUUUUUCAGACCGGCAGUCUCAUCAAGUACCCAGGCUACAUGUAAACUAAAUACCACUCAUCGAUGUCAUCUGAUUCUGAGCGCAUUCGUCAUGUUCGUACGCAUGGCAUCUGAAAAGCCUGGAUGAUGUCUGACAGACGCAGCGAAGUCGCGGCCCUCCUCCACAAAUGGGCAACAGAGGAGAUGAACUUUGUGCCCCAGGGGCGACAUGUGAAUGCACCCAUGCCGACAACACAGGAACUCAGAGGGAUUUGCCGUGGGAGUCUGCUGGAUAUCUGGGAGUUUGUGAUAACAAGGGUGCACUCAGCCCAGACUGCAAGAAAGAUUAAAGGGAACCUGGCACUACAAGCUAGACACCGGUCGGGGACGGGAUACAAAGUCAAGUACAAGGGAGACAGCAAGUACUCCCACGAGAGGGCGGAGUUACUGCAGAGACGGAGGGAGUUGAAGGCCCAGUUGGAAGGCACCAAGUCGGACAUCAAGCGGCUGAGUGGAGACCUGGGGAGACUAGAGUUGGAAAUUCUAUCUGCAGAACAUGAGUACCAAGACGCCUGUUCUGAGAUAUCCGACCUCCAGCACAAACAGACAUUGCUGGGGGCCCAUUCUACUGAGUGCAAGGCCAACACGGCUCGGUAUGAGGAGUACACCAAUCGCAUAACUGGAAAGCUGAACCAUUACAUGGAAAUAAAAAGUGGGCAUGGCCAGUCACUGUUAUUCAGCAAGCAAGGCUCGAACAAAGCCAACGGCACAUUCUCACCAGGUCUGGAAUCGGCAUGCACUAAAGUUGUGCGUGAGUCGUGCUCCGAGGUAGCAGCUUUCCUUCGUCAGAUACUGAAAGGGGACUUUGGUUCCGACUCCAAAGCUUUGACUGAGAGACAGAACCGGACCUGGGCCAGUAUCGAGAACGUCCUGGCAGACCACCCCUCCGAUCAGGUCAUCCGAUCGCUGGCGGUCAUUAGCGAGGAAUCCGCUCAUUCCCUGAGACGGAUCACGAACGGCAUCGACCUGAAAAAAGAUGCUGAGCAACUUAGGUUUAAGCAUGGUAGCAGCGGUCUGUUGGAAGAUGCCUCCACAGCACCAGACCUCAUGCUGAGUGUCCACCAGCUCAUUGAGGAGAAACAGCUGGCCCACAUGCGGACGUUCAUGGUCACAGAGCAGAGUCGGAACACGGCCUGGCGGCUGGAUAAGAGACUAGCCCAGUUAGUCUCUCAGGUCCACAGGAAACUGGACAUAUCACUGUCCAAUCAGCCGGGAGCCUUGGAAAUGGCCAGGACUUUGUUUUCUGCCGAGUUGGAGUUAGUCUCCUCCACAGCCGCUCUUGAGCAGCUUCGGGAUUCCUGCAAGGAGCUUCAGGAGUGGGCCUCCAAGGCCUCUAAGGAGAAGGAUAACCUGUACAGCAAGUACCAGCAGAUUCAAGACUUCAAGAAGUUGACUGAGAAGAAACAGGACCUGAUCCGAGUGUUGGUGAGGCAGAACUCGGAAGCCAAGAAGAAGCUGGAGAUUCUCCGGAGAGAGAAUCUGAUGUACAUGCAGUCUUCACUGUGCAGUCACGAGGCGGGCACUGUCGCCACGGCAACCCAGAUGAAGAAUGGGGUGACGGAGGAGGUAGAGCGGUUUGCCCAGCUUCCGUUGCACUUGCUACGUCUUGUAUCGUUGGACAGUGGACAGAGCAUUCCGGUGAGCCAGCUGUCAAUCAACCGAUUCAGUGGCCAAUCACAGAGCAGUGGAGGCGGGGCUAUCACAGAGGUCGUUCAGCUCUUGAAGUAUCCACCUUACAAGGCUCCGGAGACUUUGCUACCACAUGCCGUUCAGCUGAAAUGUGAAAUAACGGCAGUACAGACACUGCUAGACUCCAAACAUCUACUCCAUACGUCCAUGGCGGAAACCCACACUGAUGAUCGAGCAACCAUUCAAAAUAUCUCAGCCCUGACAAAGGAGGUCAGCUCUCAUGAUGAGGAGCAGCUACGGCAAGUCCUCCCAGUGCUACAAACCAGACUUAGUGAGUCCACGGACACCUUGGCCUCUUGCAUUUCUGUCAAGGAUGCUCUCACAGCUUGGUGGGAGCAGCCAGCUCAGCAUCUUACUCCUUGGGUCAGACUGGAUGACCUCACUUUGCAGCAGUGGCUAGACAAAUGGACAGUGGCCGUAACCAGACUGCGGCAGCUGGGAGUCUAGUGGCUUCAAGUCCGCACUGGACAGUAGGGUCAUGUUUUAGAAUGCGGCAUUGGUCUGCACAUAAAGGCUCCUUGUAGAAUAGCCACCUUGAUAGGGUCAGAUAAAAAGACGGUCACGUGGUCACACAGCGUCCCUUAGAUUACCAUAGGCAAGUGUUUGGCUUGCAAUCAAGUAAUCAUACACUGCGCUCGGUAAACUUCAGAGCAAGGUUUAGUUUUAUUUAAAAAAAAAAAAUUAAAAAAAUUCUUCAUGGCAAGCGGUCACCACCGUGCCAUGUUUGUCGCGAUCAUUUUCAUGCGGUAUUGGGUGCUGGCUCCACAUUUUUCUCCAACUUCUUGCUAUUUAUAAAGCCUUAAAGGCUGGUCUACUAUGUAAAUACAGUGCAUGGCGCUUGUGGUCUUUCUUGAUAAUGGACAUUGUAUAUCAUGUCACAUGGAUUAAUGAGACUACCCGUUGCCUCAAACAUUUCCGGUUCACCACGGCCCCAGCUGACGUGUACACUUAUAGAUUUAUAUUUCAGUGCUAAUUGCUUGCAUUGACAUCAGCGGUUUUCCUUUGCUUUUACACCGUGUGUGAACAGGUCUUGUAUGCCCGCUUGCAAGCCGUGCUUUUUAACAUCAGUACGAUGUCAGUUGCUGAGCUGUAUAAGGUUCCAUACAAGUAACGCAAACUACGUUGGCUCAGUCUAGACCAGAGGCUUGCGAGUUGAAUUUGAAUAAAAUCUGGUACCCUGAGUUAUAUGAUAGCAUAGAAACGUAACAAUUCGAAUUUCC
Messenger RNA from Acanthaster planci (crown-of-thorns starfish), 3039 nucleotides. It is a transcript of the gene haus5, whose product is annotated as HAUS augmin like complex subunit 5. Gene Ontology annotation, biological process: spindle assembly; centrosome cycle. Gene Ontology annotation, cellular component: centrosome; HAUS complex. The record is from RefSeq and is a predicted model, not a curated record. NCBI's taxonomy places the organism in Eukaryota, Metazoa, Echinodermata, Asteroidea, Valvatida, Acanthasteridae.